AUGCUGGUGUUGGCAUUAGCGCUGUGGAUUGAGGAGGAGUUGUGUGUCAGUCCACCUCAGCUUAGUUCACAUGUGUUAGGAGAGGGCAGCGCAUCGAUAGCACAGGCUUUACGCUUUGUGACUGAAAUGUUGACUCACAAGUCAUAUCAAGACUCAUCCAAUUGCAUGAUCUCUGCCCCGAACUACACGAACAUGACUUCGUCGAUGAGUCCCUCCAUGUCGUACACCAUGUCCUCCAUGUCUCAGAUGAAUAUGAGUGGCUAUUCACCGGCGCAGUCCUUCACCUCGAACAUGAUAUCGUCGACUGGGGUGCCGAUGGGCACGAGUGUCACAGCGCCUACACCCACAGGUAUGUCCGGCAUUCCCGGCUCGGGCGGCGGUCCCACAGGCGGCCCAUGUAUGUCACCGGCGGCGGGAAGUACUGUCACACCGCUGUCGUCGAUGAACUCACUGAACUCGCACGCCAUGAACGGCAUGACAUCACCGACUUGUAUGGGAUCCAUGACUUCGAUGAACGGCGGACUGGUGUCGAGCCGGGAGUUCGGGUCGUCUUCAUCGUCGGAACCGAUGAGUUCGGGCGCCAACGCACUGCUGCAGAGGGCUCGGGCUGACAAGUCGUACCGGCGCUCCUACACGCACGCGAAGCCUCCCUACUCGUACAUCUCGCUCAUAACGAUGGCCAUCCAGAACUGUCCCUCGCGAAUGCUGACCCUCAGUGAGAUCUAUCAGUUCAUAAUGGAUUUGUUCCCAUAUUAUCGUCAGAAUCAACAGCGAUGGCAGAACUCGAUCCGACAUUCGCUUAGUUUUAAUGACUGUUUUCUCAAAGUCCCGCGAACUCCCGACAAACCCGGGAAAGGGAGCUUUUGGACACUACAUCCCGAUUCG
This is a messenger RNA of Oppiella nova, 885 nucleotides long. The record is from the annotation of a GenBank genome assembly. NCBI's taxonomy places the organism in Eukaryota, Metazoa, Arthropoda, Arachnida, Sarcoptiformes, Oppiidae.